AUAUUUCAAUCACAUUGUUGAUAUAGUGGUUCAGGUCUUGCUUUUUUUCCAACUUUUUUGUGACCACCUCAACUCUCAUUUGUUAUCGCUGUAAGAUUAUCGACUUCUUUCCGUUGUCAGUUCACGUUCAAGGCACCUUCUCGUCAAUAUGAAGAGGAUGGAAAAUCUGAAAGAGAUUCCACUCUCAGAGGUGGAGCAGCAUAAUACCAUUAAUUCCUGCUGGAUCGUCUUACAUGACCAGAUCUAUGACGUCAGCAAAUUUCUUGACGAGCAUCCUGGCGGUUUGGAAGUGAUUGCGGAAUUGGCUGGAAAGGACGCCACCAAUUCAUUUGAAGACGUAGGUCAUUCGAAAGAUGCUAGGGAUAUGGCGAAAGAGUACUGUAUAGGCAAGGUCCAAGCAGGGAGUGGCCAUGCUGCACAGUCUCCUCCAGCUGCCGAGAAGAAAAGCCCUGCGACCACUUGGAACUGGAAGGAGAUCAUAUGUUCACCUACGUGGUCGAACUUCUUGAUUCCUACCACUAUUGGAAUUAUUGUGUUCGUUCUCUACAAAGGGUUUAUGGAACGUGUUGCAAAGUAUUGCUUAGCAUUGCGAAAAAUCUACGAACAGGAAGGUAUCAACUCUUCACAUUCUGGAUCUCUACGAAAGAAACUGAGACGCAUACUUUCGGAAUUGGACGAUUCCGAUGAAAAUGCUCAGGCACUCGAAUUGUACUGGAAGACAGCUUAUUAUGAACCCCUUACGAAACUUCGGAAGCAGAAGAUCCUCGAUGCUGACUGGUUUAACGUCAUGGUAUCGGUAUUUUGUGGUGAAUUGCAAAGCAUGCUUGCGGAGAGCCCAAGACAUGCAGCGAUGUACAAUCUCUACUUGGGAGAUUUGCACAGGUAUCUUACAAAUAGUGACCAGUCGUCCUUGUCGACGCUGUACUAUCGUCGAGCUGUGGAGAUGGACGCAGAUGUCGGACAAGCGUUCAAUCAACUUGCCAUCAACGAAACACCGGUGAAUUCCGUAAGGUUGUUCUUACUUGCACUAUUGGCUCGGCGGCCAUUCCAGAAAGCUUGGGAUAACCUGAAGAAGACGUUUGAACAGAAAGUAGAGGGUCAGAUUUCGUACUUUGCCAUAUCUCUGCCAUACAUCAUCUUGGUUUCAUACAGUAGAACUACCUUGGACAGCGAAGGAAUCCGUUUGGUGGAGGCGAUUAAGUCACUCAACGACCCAUUGCAUGAUCAACAGCUUUCUUCAUUACUUCUAAUACUUUCGCUCAGUACCAGACUGGCUAUGGAGGGUGGAAAUGAAGAUGCGUUCAUCGGCUGUGUCACUCUUCUGUGUAGCUGUUACUUACAACUCAUCGAUAAAGUCGUUAUCACUCAGCCACCAGAGGCAACCGAUGACGAUGAGGUUAUCCAUAUUCGGCGCCGUAGAGUUAAAAGUGACUCUGAUUGCGACGAUGAAGAUUCUAGAAGCAGAGACAGCAGCUCGUCUAUCGAAGAGUCGGUAGCCGAAACGGUCAAAGUACCGCAGGAACAGGAGGUUGACAUUGAAGGUGGCUGGAUUUUGGCGGCAAUUUGUGAAUGGUUAUGCUACAUCAGUCCUCAGCUCCAUAGCCUCAAAAAUCGGAAGACAACUCCAAUUCCAGCGGCUCUUUUGAACGUUUUUCAUUCACUUGUGGACAAACUUAUACAUCAGCUCAAUCAGUCUACAAAAGCUAUGCGCACAGUAGAAGAUGCGGACGAAGAAAUACGUUGGCUUCUAUACGGCGCAAGUAUAGAGGACAAAGUGCGCGCUGUACGACAGGCAGCUCAUUGGGCCUUCAAACUCUGCGCUGUUGAAACGUCUCCAAUUGAGUUUGCUGGAUACUUCCGAAGAAGAGGCCCGGCUUCAGAAACUGUGGAGUUGCAAAGGAAAAUGGCACAGUUACGUACUGAAACAGUUCGAAAAGAGGCGCUAAAUUCACAAUGGAUGCCUGUCUACAUCGUGCUCGACUACGAUGUGCUCAUACAACGUCUAAAAACUGUCUGUCCCCUGGUCAAUUCGCCUUCACUAAUCGCAGUGAUACCGUCGUUUGUUUUGCGGAAAUUAGACGCGAAUAAGAAUUUGUGCGCAGAAGCUCGGCCAGCGAUUAGAAUGUGCGAAAUGUGGCAGACACGAGGUCGCAUUCGCGUUGUGACAGCGUCGACACAUGCCGAAUGCUGUACAAGCCUGGCCGAAUCGGUUGCCGCAGCUGGUGAUGUCGGAGCCGAAUCGCCCUCACAUGCGUUGGUGGCCGUGCUGGUGGAAGAUUUGGAGAGUUUCCAGGAUUUACAAAUUCCUUCGGUCGCCAUCUACCACAUAGAGAGUUUUUUCGAGCGUUGGAACAAAGGAUCGCCGUCGUCGGCGGCGGCGGCGACGGCUACGUCUGCUGCGACUCGCCGAACGCGCUAGCGGCACGGGCAGCGUGCGUCGCGCGACUCCGCGACGCGGCCGUGCUCUCAGCGACGCGACACGUCGACGAUCUCCAUCGCCAACACACGCUCUCCACCGACCCGCAUCGCGCUGCGUCUCCAUCGCGGGUGUACACCUUCACCUCAUCGCCGCGACGCCGCCGCUCACCGCCAUCGCCGCAGCCGCCACUGCGGCGGGCGAAAGAAAACAGCUCAAUUGUUAUUGUUGGCCGGUGGGGCGGUCUCUCUCUCUUCUGUUUCUGCGUGUCCAUCCGCAGUUUGUCUGGCACCCUCUCGCUCUCCGCGUCCCUCAAACCUGCUAACUGCCCUCGUACUGCGCGCGUACGACGACGACUUCUGUGUGUGCCAGACGAGAGGGCGAGAGAGGUGCCAGAGUGAGAAGUGGACGAUAGGUGUGUUCUGUUACUGAAUUCAUUCGAUCGAUACCCCCGUGUUGUUCUUCUACCGUUUUCUUAUCUGCUACUACUCCUCCAUUUUUAUUACCGUGAGAAUUUAGAAGUUAUUGCCCCGCUCCUUGCUCUUCUCGUUGUGAUAUCUGAACUCUUGACAUUGUUUGCUCGUGAGUUUUAUUUGCUAGUCCUUCGGUUAGCUCAUAUCUGCCACCUCGAAUGCGAUGUGUUCGUCGUCUUUGUGUGUGUUGCUCUCGUAUGUUUGAUUUGCUUUCGGUCGUCUUAACAGAUAAAGGUUUUUAUCGUUAUCUUUUACUCCUUCUUUGCAUCGAGUCCUAAGCAGUCUGUCAGUAUUUCCCUUCGUAAUAUGGUUUGAUCGCUUGUUUUUCUUUUCCAUUUCACACCAAAUUAUUACUUUCAAAC
Messenger RNA from Cylicocyclus nassatus, 3251 nucleotides. The record is from the annotation of a GenBank genome assembly. Lineage: Eukaryota; Metazoa; Nematoda; Chromadorea; Rhabditida; Strongylidae.